Dichotomopilus funicola is the source of this 3867-nucleotide messenger RNA. RefSeq names its product condensin complex subunit 1. Gene Ontology annotation, biological process: mitotic cell cycle; mitotic chromosome condensation; meiotic chromosome condensation. The transcript is spliced from 4 exons. Gene Ontology annotation, molecular function: histone binding. Bases 1 to 3867 code for a protein of 1288 amino acids. Gene Ontology annotation, cellular component: nucleus; condensed chromosome, centromeric region; condensin complex. The record is from RefSeq and is a predicted model, not a curated record. NCBI's taxonomy places the organism in Eukaryota, Fungi, Ascomycota, Sordariomycetes, Sordariales, Chaetomiaceae.
AUGGACAGCGUCAACUUCGACAUCAACGAUGCGCUCAAGCAUUACAUGGGAGAUCCGGCCGCGAUCCUGACACCCGAGGCGGACGGAGCACUGGUCGACUGCGAGGCCGACCCGGAGGCGCUCGCCGACAAUGCGCUGAUUAAUGCGGUGCUCAACCCGAUCGUGGAUGCCGUGGCCGAGAACCCCGAUGCCAUCACGCGCAGCAGCAUUUUUGACUCGUUGCAGUUCCUGUUAAAGUGUGCACCCAUCUCUUCUAACUCCCUACUACCCAACGCAAGCGCAAGAGACACCUCGCCGCCGGCAGCGGACACACCCACCCCUGCCCGGCGCGCGCGUCCUCGUCCUCGUCCUCCGGGUUCUGGCACCACAGAAGACCGCCGUGGAAACGAUCCUAAUUCUGAGCUGUUCAAACAAUCCAGGUACACCUCCUUCCUUUCGGCGCAUGCUCUGAGCAAGAUCUUUGACCUGAUCACCUCCGGCCUGGCCACCGAGGCCGACGUUAUCCACAAUGACCUCGAGACCGACGAACAGGAACUCAUCGCCCACCACAAGCAGCUGCUGGAGAUGUAUGGUUUCCUCCUGCAGUGGACCAUCGCCGCCGUCGAGACCAAGGCUGCCGAGAAAUCGUCCACUACGGUACCCGCGAGGGCCCGCGGCAAGCCCAAGGGCAAGAAAGGUACCGGGGCUGACGGCGCCUGGGACUCGUCCACACAACUAGAGGCCGCUUUGAACACAAUGUGCAAGGCGCUGAGGUUGAAGCUGGGCAAGAUCUUUCUUACGACGUCCGAGCGCGAUACCUUCAUCUCUCUGCUGACCCGGCCGGUCUAUAUGAUUCUGGAGAGCGAGCAGCGCGUCAAGAGCACCAGCAUCCGCAUGCACGCCUUCAAGGUGCUCUGCAUCGCGGUCAAGCACCAUGGCCAUGGAUAUGCUGCCCAAAUUUCCAUCGUCCAGAACCUGACAUACUUUGAACACUUGUCGGAGCCCAUGGCGGAGUUCCUCCAUAUUCUGGCCGAGCAAUACGACUACCCCCAAUUGACCGACGAAAUCCUGCGAGAGCUCAGUAACAAGGAGUACAAUACCAACGACACGAAGGGGCCCAAAUCGGUUUCGACGUUUAUGGUUAAACUGUCCGAGUUGGCUCCUAGAUUGGUCAUCAAGCAGGUUACUCUGUUGGCAAAACAGUUGGACAGCGAGUCAUACACACUUCGGUGUGCUCUUAUCGAGGUCUUCGGCAACAUGCUUGCUCACCUCAGCAAGUCCGACGAACGAGGCGAGAACCACAAGAUGCAGAUGAAUGCGUUCUUCGACGUGCUGGAGGAACGCUUCCUCGACAUCAACCCAUACUGCCGAUGCAGGACCAUCCAGGUCUACGUGAAGCUGUGCGAUCUGGACCAAAAGUUUCCCAAGCGGCGACAAAAGGCAGCAGAACUGGCUUGCCGCAGCCUCGAAGACAAGAGUAGCCAUGUAAGGAGAAACGCCAUCAAGUUGCUUGGCACCUUGAUUCGUACGCACCCUUUCACUGCUCUCCACGGGGCGCAACUCGCAAGGAAAGACUGGCAGGAACGUCUCGACAAGGUUGAUUCGGAGCUCAACGCGCUCAAGCCCCCAGUGGACGCCCCUGGCCUCGAUGGGGACAAGGGCAAUACUACUGUGGACCCCGAGCUUCUCGACGAGGCGACGCAGAUCGAGUCGCCGAAAAAGCCGGUGGUCGAAAUGACCGACGAGGAGAAGAUUGCCGCGGUGCAAAAAGCGCGAGAGGAGGCAGCAACCUCGGAGGCUAUCGAAAAGCUCACUCUCACCAAGCGCUACUACAGCGAGGCGCUCAAGUUUAUCGACGUACUCCACGACUCUACCAACACCGUUUGCCAGCUCCUCGGGUCCAGGAACAAGAGCGAGGUGAUUGAGGCCAUGGACUACUUCGAGAUCGGCGAUGCCUACAACAUUGAACAGAACAAGGUCGGCAUCCGCCGCAUGCUGAGGCUGAUCUGGACCAAGGGGAACAGCGAUGAGGGCAAGGGCGUGCAAGCGCAUCUCAUCGACUGCUACAAGCGUCUGUUUUUCGAGGCACCGGACAGCUUCAGUCCUAAUGACGCGUCCAACUACAUCGCGCGUAACAUGAUCAGUUUGACGUUUAACGCCACCCCGGCCGAGUUGACUUCCCUUGAACAGCUGCUCAGUACCAUGAUGAAGCAGGGCAUGAUUCCCGAUCUCGUCAUUGGCAAGCUGUGGCAGGUGUACGGCGUGCACAAGCGGGAGAUCUCGAAGAAGCAAAGACGUGGCGCCAUCAUCGUUCUGGGCAUGCUUGCGACGGCGAGCCCCGAGAUUGUUGUCGGCGAGAUGGAGACCAUGUUGCGCACCGGUCUGGGAUCCCAUGGGCGUUCAGACCUCCAGCUGGCCAAGUUCACCUGUGUUGCCCUCCGCCGCAUCAACCCUACCGGCCGCCAGGCCAAGGAAUCGGCUGCGAAGUUCUCCCGCCUCCAAAACGACCACGCCGUGCUGCUGAGGCUGGCUUCGAUUACCGAAGUGCCCAGCGACAGCAAGGACUGGUAUGGCGUCACGGAGCAAGCUAUCAACGCCAUCUACACCCUUUCCAGGCACCCCGAUGUCCUCUGCUCGGAGAUUAUCCGACGCAAGACGAGGGCCGUCUUCUCCAACCCCAUGUCUCGCCCCGUCUCACAGCCAAACUCCCGGCCCAGUUCCCGCGAUGAAACACAGUCGGUCCCAAGCGCUUCCUCCGAGAGCGGCGACAGCGACCACACAGUCCAGCCAACACAACAAGUGCCCGUCAGCCCAGCCAAGAAACAAAACAAGGACGACACUGUCGGUCUGUCUCAACUCCUCUUCAUCGUCGGCCACGUCGCCAUCAAGCAGAUCGUCCACCUAGAACUCUGCGAGCUCGACUUCAAGCGCCGCAAGCAAGAAAGAGAAAAAACAGCCGCCGCCAGUGCUUCUCGCACCUCCCUCGGCGCCAGCACCUCCAGCCGCCGUUCCGCCUCCGCAGCCAAGGACAAGUCCAAAGUCGAAGACGAAGGCGACGAGCUCGACCUCAUCGGCGGCACGACCGAAGACGAUUUCACCGAAGCCAUGGGCCACAUCCGCGAGCGCGAGCUCCUCUUCGGUCCCAGCUCCCUCCUCGCCCUCUUCGGCCCCAUGGUCAGCGAAAUCUGCGCCAACAACACCACCUACCGCGAUCGCAACCUCCAACAGGCCGCCACCCUCUGCCUCGCAAAACUGAUGUGCGUCUCCUCCGAAUACUGCGAAGCCAACCUCCCCCUCCUCAUCACCAUCAUGGAACGCUCCACCGACGCCACCGUCCGCAGCAACGCUGUCAUCGCCCUCGGUGACAUGGCCGUGUGCUUCAACCACCUCAUCGACGAAAACACCGAUUUCCUCUACCGCCGCCUCGCUGACCCGGAGCCCAUGGUCAAACGGACCUGUCUGAUGACGCUGACGUUCUUGAUCCUGGCCGGGCAGGUCAAAGUCAAGGGCCAGCUGGGCGAGAUGGCGAAGUGUCUGGAGGACGAGGAUAAGCGGAUUGCGGACUUGGCGCGGAUGUUUUUCACGGAGCUCAGUACCAAGGAUAAUGCGGUGUACAACCACUUUGUGGAUAUGUUUAGUCUGUUGUCGGCCGAUCGGAGGAUUGAGGAGGAGAAUUUUAGGAGGAUUAUUCGGUUUUUGCUUGGGUUUGUUGAGAAGGACAAACACGCCAAACAACUCGCCGACAAGCUGGCUGCUCGUCUGCCGCGGUGUGAUAGCGAGCGACAGUGGAAUGAUGUUGCGUUUGCGUUGGGGUUGUUGCAGCAUAAGAAUGAGGAUAUUACGAAAUUGGUGUCGGAGGGGUUUAAGGUUGUGCAGGCUUCUGCGUAG